Messenger RNA from Parathielavia appendiculata, 1044 nucleotides. RefSeq lists its product as uncharacterized. The transcript has a single exon. NCBI's taxonomy places the organism in Eukaryota, Fungi, Ascomycota, Sordariomycetes, Sordariales, Chaetomiaceae. The record is from RefSeq and is a predicted model, not a curated record. Bases 1 to 1044 code for a protein of 347 amino acids. Gene Ontology annotation, molecular function: protein-folding chaperone binding.
AUGGGUGGCCGCUAUGGUUUCUCAAAUCGCUGGGCCAUCUCGCCCUUCAGCUCCCAGGACGGUGUCCCGGAUGUGACGGAGCAGGAUUACAGCUACAUUACCUCUGCCGAGCUGGAAGACCACGGCUACAACGUCCCUUCUCGGUCAUACCAGAGCCAUCCUCAUAUCAGCGGCUCCUACUCCUACUCCACUUCCGCACCUUCACCGGUGUAUGGCCGACAUCUGCCCGAAGAUGACGUCUUGCUUAUCAAGCACCAGGGCGUUACGUAUCCGGAGCACUUUCCAGCAUACUCCAUCGGCGACGCCAAACUCCUGGUCAGCGACGUGCGCGAGCGUGUCGCCAUGAUCAUGGAUCUCUCGGACCGCCGGGCGAGGCGAAUCAAGCUCUACUACAAGGGCCGCCGUCUAAAGAAGUCCGAUGUGCCAAUCCGCGAGUACGGGGUCAAAAACAACAGCGAGCUCCUCAUGGUCCUUGGAGACCCCAAUCAGGGAAGCAGUGGCGAGAGCAGCGAGGAGAUUUCAGUUGUUGGAGUUGACGGGAGAGACAGGCACGAGAGGCAUGAAGACUCGCCCAGUUAUUCGCCCAGGGUUGGCAGGUCGGGGAGGUGGGACGAUCGGAGUCCCCGGGACAGCAGCUCGCAAGUUGGCCAGGAGUCUUCGGGUGGCGACACCGUGAGAAGAACCGCAUCGAGAGUCCGCCGUACACAGUCACCCGGGUCUGCCGUUUCUGCAGCCAGCGCGCCCGCCGCGGCACCUGUCGGCAUUCCCGGUGGCCCCAUCGAAAAGGUGAACGCCAUUGCCGCCGACUUCAGGAGAGACUGGCUACCCCGGUGCCUGGAGUUCGCAGCCAACCCACCCAAGGACGCCAAGACACGGGGCGACGAGCAUCGCAAGCUCUCCGAAUCCGUCAUGCAAAAGACAUUGCUGAAGCUCGACGCGAUCGAGACAUCUGCAGAAGAAGGCGCACGAGCAAGAAGGAAAGAGCUGGUGGUGGAAGUUCAAAGCGUCUUGAACAAGAUCGAUGCAGCCAUGAAGAUCAAGUAG